UUAAUAUAUUAAUAAUACCAAUGACUAUGAUGCCGGGUCUCCCCACGUAGUAUAAAUAAAACCAAUGGCAAAGGUUAUGAUUAUCAAGCAAACUUCCAACUUCAAGAUUUUCAAGCAAGACAACCCUAACAAAGAAUGGGUUGUUGGUCUGCUGAGAACGCCACCAAAGCUUACCUCCGAGCCUUGAAAAUGGGAAAAAGAGGCAAAGAGCCUGACGUAGCUGAGUUCAUAUCCGCCAUGGCAGCAGGCAACAACGCGCAGCUCAUGGUGAUGACAUGUGCCGGCGUUGUCGGAUCCACUGCACUAGCCUUGAUCGCGGCGGCGCGUCAAACGAGCGGCAAAGUGGUGUGCAUCUUAAAUAGUCUCGACGAUUACGUUGCAUCCAAAAAUGCACUAGGGAACUACGGAGGUUCUUUAAGUUUUGUCAUAGGAGAUGCCAAGAGGCUUCUAAAUGAUUACAGAACCGCAGAUUUCUUGCUUAUCGACUGCAAUGUCAAUGACCACAAGGAAGUAUUAGAGGCAGCACAAGAGGUUGCAAAACACGAGGGUGCCCUCAUUGUGGGGUACAAUGCCCUUCAGAAGGGACCAUGUUGGAACACUGACGAAUAUAAAAACCCACUUUCUGCCCAUCGGGGAAGGUUUGCUGGUAAUUAGAAAAGCUACAAGUAAAGCUGGUGAUAGAUUUAACAGCAGAAAAACAAGCCGUUGGAUUGUUAAAAUAGAUGAAUGGACCGGUGAGGAGCAUGUUUUUAGGAUCACUUCACCAUGUUUUUAGUUUCAAUUAAUAUUAAAUUUUCCUGGUAUUUGACAAGCUCUCGAGCUUGUCUGAAAAAAAAAGGAAAAAAAGGUUAACUUAUAUGCUAUGUCCUACUCGAACUAAGUUGUAGACAAGUUAUUGGACCUAGUGACCAAUGUGUAAC
Messenger RNA from Hibiscus syriacus, 920 nucleotides. RefSeq lists its product as uncharacterized. The coding region runs from base 136 to 654 and encodes 172 amino acids. NCBI's taxonomy places the organism in Eukaryota, Viridiplantae, Streptophyta, Magnoliopsida, Malvales, Malvaceae. The transcript is spliced from 2 exons. The record is from RefSeq and is a predicted model, not a curated record.